AAUUUCUCAAUUUCAGGAAAGGCCAAUAGGUAAUAUCUGACCACCUCACCAGCGAGAAGAAUCCUCACUCAUUCAGAAAAAAGGAAACCAAGGCGAGGAAGAGAGAUAAACCAGCAUCAUCUUUCAAAACAAUAUCAUUUAUACUUCUGAAAUAAAUCAAGAAGGAUUUCAAAUACUCAAGGAAGAGGAGGCUCUCAGGCCUGAUUUUUUGGGUUCCAUCUUAGAUUUGCAGCUGGAUCACUCAAUUGGGGUAAGUGGGCCGGCGAUUGAAUGGCUAUAGGUCACAGUGUUGAUCGCGGGGCUAAAUUGUUGUGCAGAAUGUCCUGCAUUGUGCAUGGUACAUCACUGUCAGUAUUGAAGAGGAGAUACAGUAAUAUUCCCUUGGUUAAUACAAGCGAAGCCAGGCUGGGUGUUUUCUGGGACGUACAGAGCUGUGGCGUUCCGGAUGGACUUUCCGUUCGAGACGUUGCACUUAACAUCACAAAAUUUCUGCGUAAAGGUGGACAUAAUGAACCCAUCACCACUUUCAGAGCCUAUGAAGAUGCAGCCUCUACUGUUAUUCUCAAUCUUCAGGAGCAAUGGAACAGAUUCAGUGUCAUUGAUGGAGAUAAUUCAGUUGAGGUAUCAGUUGUGAAACCCCCUUGGAUUGGCAAAGCGAUUGUCACGGAUAUCUUUGGGUUUGCCCUUAACAAUUCGCCCCCCUCCAAGAUUCUUUUAUGCUCUACGAAAACAGAUGUUGCUGCUGCCAUGCUGGAGUUCAAGAAACGAGGCUAUGUUAUUCUGCUUGGCCAUCCCACUGCCAAAGUGGAAAAAAACCCAACCCUGUCUUUAGUUGGCGGACGAUAGAGUGGCAGCAAUAAACCGAUGAUGGAGGAUGAAAUAAAAGCAUUGUCGGGACUCUUUUUUAUGGUUAUUGAUACAUUGCAAGACUCCGAAGAAAAAAACUACUCGUCUAAUAUCUUUAUGUUAGAGUGGAAAAUUGUGAAGGAACAAGCUUUUCCAUGUCUUGAGUUGUAUUUGGUGUUGUUUAAAAAUCUACAAUUUAAGAUGGUUGCGGUUGUUGUAUGAAUUGGUGAGGAAGUGUAUUGAAGAAAAAUUGUUGUUUUUUAAGGCAUAGAUUUACUAUUAUUUUUUUGGGUGAAUAAUGCCUUGCUGGCCAUGAAUAUUAAUGUUGGGCAUUAUUAAAUCAUUUUUUAUUAAAGAAAAACUUUGUUGGACGUCUAAAACUUUAGGAUUUAG
This is a messenger RNA of Cryptomeria japonica (Japanese cedar), 1239 nucleotides long. RefSeq lists its product as uncharacterized. The record is from RefSeq and is a predicted model, not a curated record. Gene Ontology annotation, cellular component: peroxisome. Gene Ontology annotation, biological process: regulation of gene expression. NCBI's taxonomy places the organism in Eukaryota, Viridiplantae, Streptophyta, Pinopsida, Cupressales, Cupressaceae. The coding region runs from base 271 to 846 and encodes 191 amino acids. Gene Ontology annotation, molecular function: RNA nuclease activity. The transcript is spliced from 2 exons.